This is a messenger RNA of Alligator sinensis (Chinese alligator), 3441 nucleotides long. RefSeq names its product antigen WC1.1-like. NCBI's taxonomy places the organism in Eukaryota, Metazoa, Chordata, Crocodylia, Alligatoridae. The record is from RefSeq and is a predicted model, not a curated record. The transcript has 17 exons. Gene Ontology annotation, cellular component: membrane. Bases 1 to 3309 code for a protein of 1102 amino acids.
AUGAGACGCUAUGUCGCCAUAGGGAUGAACUAUGGUGAUGUAGCUUGUUGCUAUGGUGACAUAGCAUUGGCAACACCCCAUGCUCUUGCUGGCCAUGAUGCUGACCCUCCUGGCCCUGGUGAUGAUGAGCUGAGGCUGAAAAAUGGAAGCAGCCCCUGUGCCGGCAGAGUGGAGAUUAAACACGAGGGCCAGUGGGGAACGGUGUGCGACGGUGACUGGGACAUAGAGGAUGCUGAGGUUGUUUGUAGGCAGGUUGGAUGUGGAUCUGCUGUCAGUGCCCAUGGCUAUUCUUAUUUUGGGGAAGGUGCUGGACAGACUUGGCUGUAUCGAGUUGAUUGUCAAGGCAAUGAGUCAGCUCUCUGGAACUGCUCACACAUAGGAUGGGGGGCAUUUAAUUGCCCUCAUUAUUUUGAUACUGGAGUGAUAUGCUCAGGAUUUACUGGGCUUCGGCUGGUUGGAGGAGCCACUACCUGUUCAGGACGUGUUGAAGUAGAACAUGGAAAAAGCUGGGAGACAGUCUGUGAUUCACAUUUUGAUCACAAAGCUGCUACUGUCAUCUGCAAUGAAUUAGAGUGUGGAUGGGCUCUAGCCCCCCUAGGAGGAGCUCACUUUGGAGAAGGACAUGAUCUGAUCUGGAAGGAAGAAUUCCAGUGCAUGGGGAAUGAGUCUCACCUCACACACUGCCACAGGGUGUUCCUUCCUAAUAUGACAUGCUCCCACUCUGAUGACGUCAGUGUUAUAUGCUCAGGAUAUGGAGGAUACAGGCUGGCAAAUGGCACAAGGUGUUCAGGGAGAGUGGAGCUUCGUCAUGGGGGCACCUGGGGAGCCCUCUGUGACUCCCAGUGGGAUUUCCAGGCUGCCAAUACCCUCUGCCAGAAGCUGGACUGUGGAGUUGCCUUAUCAAUCCCAGGAAGGGAGCUCUUUGGGAAGGGAGAUGGGCCUGUCUGGAAUGGCACCUUUGGCUGUGAAAGGGAUGAAUCCCGCAGGAGGGACUGUCUUGUGACUGCGCUGGGUGCUGCAGAGUGUCCCCGUGGGAGUGCAGCCAGUGUGGUGUGUUCAGGAUGCCCAGGUGGAAGGUUAGUGAAUGGCACCGAGUGCUCUGGGAGAGUAGAGAUUCGAUAUGGAGACACAUGGGGAACCCUCUGUGGUUCCCAAUGGGAUCUGCAAGCUGCCCAUGUCCUGUGCCGUCAGCUGAGGUGUGGUGAUGCCAAGUCAAUACUGAGAGGUGCCCAUUUUGGGGAAGGGGAUGGAACUUUAUGGAGAGAUGUAUUUCACUGCGAAGGGACUGAGUCCUGCCUAUGGGACUGUGCUCACGCUGCACUGGGCAAUCCCUCCUGCUCUCCAAGAGAAACAGCCAGUGUUAUCUGCUCAGGUCACUCUCAGUCACUGAGACUGUUGAAUGGAGAAAGCCGGUGUGAUGGGCGAGUUGAGAUUGCCUUUGGCGACAUGUGGGGCAGAGUCCUGGAUGAUCAGUGGGACAUGAAGGAUGCCAGUGUGGUGUGCAGGCAGCUCCAGUGUGGAGUUGCUGAAAAAGUCUAUAUCCCCCUGAAAUAUGAACGAGGGACAGGCCCCGUAGGGCUGAGAAAUGUCCAGUGUGCAGGAAAUGAGUCUCAUCUGAUGCUCUGCAGUCCCUUUCUGUCUGAGACAAGGCAAGCAGGAAUCACUGAGGAUGUUGGCGUUGUUUGCUCAGAAAGCAGGAGGAUCAGACUGAUAAAUGGGCCAGGUCGCUGUGCUGGGAGAGUGGAGAUUUACUACCAGGGCAUCUGGGGAACAGUCUGUGAUGAUUUCUGGGACAAGUCAGAUGCUGAUGUAGUUUGCAAACAGCUGGGAUGUGGACAUGCAAUCGAGGCAGCUCUCUCUGCUCAUUAUGGAGGAGGCUCAGGGCAGAUCUGGCUGGAUGAUGUGAAUUGCACUGGGAGUGAAUCCAAGUUCUGGGAGUGCCCUUCCAGGGGAUGGGGUGAGCACAACUGCAGACACAGGGAGGAUGCAGGAGUGCUUUGCUCAGAGUUCACGGAUCUGAGGCUAGUAAAUGGUGAUGGCUGUGCCGGGCGGCUGGAGGUUUUCUACAAUGGUAGAUGGGGGAGCAUUUGCUCCAAUCAGAUGACUCGAGUCACUGCAGCAAUUAUAUGCAGACAGCUGGGAUGCGGAGAUGGAGGGGACCUUGCAAGAGAUUUUGCAUAUGGCAAAGGUUCUGGCCCCAUGUGGCUGGACCACAUUGGAUGCCAUGAAAAUCACCAAUCCCUUUGGCAGUGCCCAUCAAAAUCAUGGGAUCCUCAGUCAUGUAAUAACCGAGCAGAAGAGACCCAUAUUUCUUGUACUGGUAUAAAAGAGAAAACAACUCAGACCCCAUUUACUGAAUGCCCAUACUCUACCAGUUGCACAGACAAGGAGAAGCUUCGUGUUGUAGGAGGAGAGGAUGUAUGCUCGGGGAGAGUGGAGGUUUGGCACCGUGGCUCUUGGGGAACGGUGUGUGAUGAUUCCUGGGACAUGGCAGAUGCGGAUGUUGUGUGUAAACAAUUGGGCUGUGGACCUGCUGUGUCUGCCCUGAAUGAGUCUGCAUUUGGGAAGGGGACUGGUCCCAUCUGGCUGGAGACAGUGAGCUGUAGAGGGGCAGAGUCAUCUCUUUGGGAGUGUCCAGCCCAACCCUGGGGUGAUAGUAAAUGCCACCAUAAGGAAGGUGCUGCUGUGAACUGUUCCGGUGCAAUAAAGACAACAGCAUCCCCACUGAAAACAGAUUUUCCCCGCCUCCCUCCAUCAAACACUGGGAGAAACAUGUUGCCCAUUGUCAUUUGCAUUGUCCUGGGAGCCCUCCUAUGCUUAGUCUUAAUUGUUUUGUGGGGACAGGUGCGACGCAUGAGGGCACUGCGCAGAGGCUCCAAAAGACCCUUGGAUCCCUUGUCUGAGGUUGUAUAUGAAGAGAUUGAUUAUAAUGUGAUGGCAAAGAAGCAGAACACAUUCUAUCAUUCAGUCUCCAAUUCAGAGGAUUCUAUGACAAAGUUGCAGUAUUACACUGGGGACAGCGAGGAUGGAAGUGAUCCAGGAUCAGUACAAGGUGCCACAAGAGAUGGUUAUGAUGAUGCCAGAGAAAUUUUUGAUCCAGACGAUGGUUCUGGUUCUGCACAGAUUGACCAGGAAGUUCCUAUGGCCCCAGAAGAAAGUAAUAGGAUGAGGGAUUCACAGUCAGGUUGGAGUCUGCACUCACUAACAAGUGAAGUGGCCUCUGGAGCUGAGAAAGCAGAUUCAUCCCUGCCUCUUGGAGAUGCACAUUAUGAUGAUGUUGAAGAUGGCAUCCCUGUGACACUGACAUAAGAAUGGCUGAGUUUAGAGCAAAUACCCUAGGAAGACAUAGACGUUGGCUGGUUGAAAUUUUUUCUUUUCAAAAUGCUCACAUUGUGUCAUCAAUGACAAUCCCUGCCUAUGGCCUAGAUGCCAGCCUUUUUG